AUGUCGUCAUUACUCCCUGAUGUCAACGCCCUUUCUUUGGAUAGAACGAACUCAAACACGUCUUCCGUCGUAUCUUUAAAACAUGGGUACAUAGAUACACCUUUUUCUGGGAAGAAGGACCAAUUCGAUGAGGUUUUGGAUAUCUUGGACUCUACUGGCUUUAUUCCCGAAGCAUUGAUCGAAUCCGAAGCUAGAUGGUUCUACGAAAGUUUGGGAAUCGAUGACGUUUUCUUUGCAAGAGAGAGCGCUACUGAGAUUGCCAACCACAUCCACUCUUUGUAUUCCUGUAAGGUCCAAGCCUUUGCUAAUUUGGAUAGCAUUGCUGCAACCGACGGUUCAGCUGCUCCAAUAAUUCUGUACAAGAGAGAAGCUGAAGACCAUGCUGUUUACUUCGAUACUUCAUCUCCUGGUACCGAAGGUUACAAGAGAACCAGAUUCGAGGAGAGAAUCGAUGAUAAAUACAUUGAUCCUUCCACUUCAAUUGAAAAUAGUUAUAGAUGUGAACUGUUUUCUGCUCCAUUGAACUUCCAAACUGACCCAAUCUUGAACGGUAUCUUUUCCAAGAACCCUCAACUCAUUAAUAAUCAGACGGUUAGAUGUUAUUUCGUGUAUAAGAACAAUUAUAAUUCUGGUGUCUCAGCAGACAGUAACGAAACCGACUUGAAUAAAAUUGGAGAUUCCAUUUUCUCGAAAAUUGCUUCUCCCAACACCAAGUCCAUCUAUAGUGAAAUCAUUGGCAAGGUUGCCAACACCACUGGUCCAGUUAUCAAGCACAUCCCAAUUGAAGACUCCGAUGAAUUUAGAGUUGUUAUCGGUUUCAAACAAGGUUCUUCUGCCAGAUAUAAUUCCGCUUUAACUGAUUUAGCCAAUUACUAUAAAUUACAAAUCACUAGAAAAUAUGUUGAGCAAUUUUCUAAUGGUGUCACUGUGAUUUCUAUGUAUGUUACUUCCAAACUGAAGAAAAACAGUCAAUUGGAUUUGUCUAUUUUCCAAGUUAUCAAAGAGGCCUCUUUAUUAUACUGUAUUCCUCAUAAUUACUUUCACGAAAGGUUUACCAGUGGUGAAUUAUCACUUCAAGAGAGUAUCUACGCUCAGCUGGGUGUUAUUUUCGUUACUCAUUUCUUAAACAGAUUGGGACCAGAAUAUAAUAAAUUAACUAGUUUAUUGGACCCUUCUAAGCUGAUUGUCCAUGCUGAAGCUUUAAAUUCUUUAAAGAAAAGAUUGAGACUGGAAACUUAUACACAAAACUACAUUAAAGAGGUAUUUCAAGAUAGAAUCGAUAUAAUUAGAAAGUUAUAUAGACAAUUUGCUGAUACUCACUAUAUUAGAUCAUCCAUGGAGAAAACCUUAUCAUACCAAAGAUUAUCUCAGAUUCAACCAGUCGGAUCUGAAGAAGACUUUGAGAAGUUGUUACAGAGAGAAUUUUCUCAAAAUGAGCAUCAUAUUUUGGUUUUAAGAGCCUUGUACGCUUUCAACAAAAGCAUUUUGAAGACAAACUUUUAUACUUCUACCAAGGUUGCUCUUUCUUUCAGAUUGGACCCUUCCUUCUUACCAGUUGAAGAAUACCCAGAUAAGCCAUAUGGUAUGUUUUUCGUUGUUGGUAGUGAUUUCAGAGGAUUCCAUAUUAGAUUCAGAGAUAUUGCUAGGGGUGGUAUCAGAAUUGUCAAAUCUAGAUCAAUCGAUGCUUACAAUGUUAACAUUCGUAAUCUUUUCGAUGAAAAUUAUAACUUGGCUUCCACUCAGCAGAAAAAGAAUAAGGAUAUUCCAGAAGGUGGUUCCAAGGGUGUUAUCUUGUUGGAUCAUGGUGUUGCCCAAGAUAGACCUCAAGCAUGUUUCGAAAAGUAUGUUGAUUCAUUAAUCGAUAUUUUGUUGAAAGAAUACAUCCCAGGUGUUAAAGAUUCUUAUGUGGAUUUGUACAAGAAGCCAGAAAUAUUAUUCUUAGGUCCUGAUGAGGGUACUGCUGGCUAUACUGAUUGGGCCACAUUACAUGCAAGAAAGAGAGGUGCUCCAUGGUGGAGAUCCUUCUUAACUGGUAAGUCUCCACAAAUUGGUGGUAUUCCACAUGACGAAUAUGGUAUGACUACGUUGUCAGUUAGAGCUUAUGUGAAUAAGAUCUACGAGAAGAAGGGAAUUGAAAGUUCCUCUAUUAAAAAGUUCCAAACUGGGGGUCCAGAUGGUGAUCUUGGAAGUAACGAAAUUUUAUUAUCUAGAGAUGAAAACUACGUUGGUUUAGUCGAUGGCUCUGGUGUUAUUGCUGAUCCAAAUGGGUUAGAUAAAGCAGAAUUAAUCAGAUUAGCAAAGGAACGUAAAAUGAUUGAUCAUUACGAUAAAUCAUUGUUAAGUUCAGAAGGUUUUGUAGUUUUGGUUGAUGAUGUUGACGUUAAAUUACCAAACGGUACUAUCGUCACUUCAGGUGUUACAUUUAGAAAUUCAUUCCACUUGAAGUUGCCAGAGAUCUUUGGAAUCGAUGGGGUCGAUUUAUUUGUACCAUGUGGUGGUAGACCAGCAGCUAUCGAUACUAACAAUGUCGAACAAUUAAUUGAUGAGAGAACAGGAAAGAGUAUUGUUCCAUAUUUCGUUGAAGGUGCUAACUUGUUUAUUACUCAAUCAGCUAAGUUAGUCUUAGAAAAGGCAGGAUGUAUCAUCUUUAAAGAUGCCUCUACCAAUAAGGGAGGUGUUACUUCAUCUUCAUGUGAAGUCUUAGCAGCCUUAGCUUUUGAUGAUAAGGGAUUUUUGCAUAAUAUGUGUGUCGAUCCAGACACUGGAGCAAAACCUCAAUUCUACCAAGAUUACGUCAAGGAAGUGCAAAGGGUUGUCGUAUCAAAUGCUCAAGCUGAAUUUGAGCUGUUAUGGGCAUUGAAAGAAGCCACCGGAAUCACAUUCACAGAAUUGAGUGACAAGUUAUCAGUUACUAUUAAUAAAUUAGCUGAUGAAUUAGCCAAUUCACAUGAAUUGUGGAAUGACGAUAUUGAUUUCAGAAAUGCUGUCUUAUUGGAUUCAUUGCCACCAUUAUUAUUGAGAGAAAUUGGAAUUGCAAACAUCUUAAGUAGAGUUCCAGAAGCAUACUUGAAGGCAUUGUUUGCUACCCAUUUAGCUUCCAGAUUCGUUUACUCCAGAGGAAUCGAUAGUAAUCCAGCCAAGUUCUUAGAAUUCAUUUCUUCAAUCAGAAAGGAAUACGUUAAGAAGAGCAUUCUUAAAUAG
Messenger RNA from Dujonia railenensis, 3201 nucleotides. NCBI's taxonomy places the organism in Eukaryota, Fungi, Ascomycota, Pichiomycetes, Serinales, Debaryomycetaceae. The record is from the annotation of a GenBank genome assembly.